AUGCUGGAUAAAAGACAAACGUUAAAGAACGAAUUGGAAAAGAUGGAACUCGAGCAAGACUUGGUAGUGGCCCAAGCUAGAGAAAAGGUGUAUGCCGACGUAGCUGAUGAAGAAGCGUCGACGACAGAGAAUUUGGAACUGAACUUGAAUCUUGAAGGAAAGACCAUACAUAUCACGGUUAAUUUAACUCAAAGUUCGCCUGUCCCUGCUCUUUCUUUAGUUAAUUCUGAACGAACAGAACUGUUUGACGCAGUUGAACGUUUCCACGCUGUAGAUGACUUACGAGAACCACGCGAAAUAUUUGACUUCGCUUGA
Paramuricea clavata is the source of this 315-nucleotide messenger RNA. The record is from the annotation of a GenBank genome assembly. NCBI's taxonomy places the organism in Eukaryota, Metazoa, Cnidaria, Anthozoa, Malacalcyonacea, Plexauridae.